This is a messenger RNA of Pollicipes pollicipes, 1877 nucleotides long. Its product is annotated as alpha-1,2-mannosyltransferase Alg9. The record is from RefSeq and is a predicted model, not a curated record. The annotation marks the transcript as partial. The transcript has a single exon. Gene Ontology annotation, cellular component: endoplasmic reticulum membrane. Lineage: Eukaryota; Metazoa; Arthropoda; Thecostraca; Pollicipedomorpha; Pollicipedidae. Gene Ontology annotation, molecular function: alpha-1,2-mannosyltransferase activity. Gene Ontology annotation, biological process: protein N-linked glycosylation.
CCGCCGACGCCGGCCGGCCUGGAGCCCUGGACGCCCAGCAGCUACACCGCCUUCAAGGUGAUCCUCUCGGCGCGCCUGUGCGCGGCCAUCUGGAAUAACAUUCAGGACUGCGACGAGACGUUCAACUACUGGGAACCGACACACUUCCUGCUGUACGGCCGCGGCUUGCAGACCUGGGAGUACGCGCCGCAGUACGCGCUCCGCUCCUACGCCUACCUGCUGCUGCACGCGCUGCCAGGCUACCUGUACUCGGCGCUGCUGCAGAGCAACAGGCUGCUGGUGUUCUACUUCCUGCGCUGCGUGCUCGGCCUGGGGUGCUCUCUGGCCGAGGUCUACUUCUACCGUGGCGUGUGCCGGGAAUUCGGCGCCAACGUCGGGCGACUUACCCUGGGCUUCUUGGUGCUCUCGGCCGGCAUGUUCAUCGCUGGCGCCGCCUACCUGCCCUCCAGCUUCUCCAUGUAUAUGUGCAUGCUGUCGAUGGGCGCGUGGUUCAGCCGCGCCUACCCGCUGGCCAUCUUCGGUACAGCGCUGUCGGCGCUGGUCGGCUGGCCGUUUGCCGCGCUGCUCGGUCUGCCGAUCGCGCUGGACGUGCUGUUGCGCCAGCGGCAGCCGGCGCUGUUCAUCAAGUGGUCGUUGGUAUCGCUGGCCGUUCUGGUGGCGCCGAUGACCAAGAUUGAUUCAGACAUGUACGGCCGCCUGGUAUCAGCGCCGUUCAACAUCGUCGCCUACAAUGUCUUCUCCUCCACCGGCGCCAACCUUUACGGCACGGAGCCCCUCUCCUUCUACUUCGUCAAUGGGUUUCUCAACUUUAACAUCGGCUUCGUGCUGGCGCUGGUAGCGCUGCCCGCUUGCGCGGUUGUCAGCCUGGUGAUCCGGCUGCCGCGUAAGAGCGCACUCUACCUGCCCAGCUGGCUGGCGCUGGCGCCACUCUACCUGUGGCUGCUCGUCUUCUGCGCGCAGGCGCACAAGGAGGAGCGCUUCCUGUUCCCGGCGUACCCGCUGGUGUGCCUGGCGGCAGCCGUCUGCCUGGACUCGCUGCAGAAGCUGUGGUACCACCUGGUGGUGCGCGCCAAGGCUGCGCACUACCUGCAGCGCACUGGCUGGCUGGCGGUGGCCGCGCUGGCGCUGUACGGCGCGGCCUGUCUGUCGCGCGUAGUCGGCCAGUACCGCGGCUAUCACGCGCCGCUCGACGCCUUCAUGGAGCUGAACCGGCUGGCGGCCGAGGAGAUGCACGAGCCGCGCCGCCCCCUGCUCGUUUGCGUGGGCAAGGAGUGGCACCGGUUCCCGUCGUCGUUCUUCCUGCCGGAGCUCAACUGGCGGCUGGGAUUCCUGGAGUCGGACUUCCGCGGCCAGCUGCCUCAGUACUUCACCGCCGGCGCCAACGCCACCCGGCUGCGACGCGACGGUUUCAACGACCGCAACGCCGAGGAACCGGGCCGGUACGUGGACGCGGCGCACUGCCACCUGCUGGUGGACGCUGACACGGCCGAGUCGCCGCGCCAGCCCAGCUACUCGCGCCGCGCGCGCAACUGGACCGUGCUGCACUCGACGCCGUUCCUGGACGCGGCGCGCUCGAGCCGCGUGCUGCGCGCCUUCUACGUGCCGUUUCUGACCGAACGCCACUGCCAGUAUGUGAACUAUAAUCUACUUGUGAACAAUGAGUGGCGUGACCAAUUGUUCAAACGGCGAACGGUGGGCGAGUGAGCACGCCGGCGCAUGUGGAGGACGCCGUCGCAGUGAGUGCGCGGGGAGGACGCCGUCGCAGUGAGCGCGCGGGAAGGACCCCGUCGCAGUGAGCGCUUGGUGAGGACGCCGUUGCAGUGAGCGCGAGGAGAGGACGCCGUAGCAGUGAGCGCGCGGGAGAACACUUUCGUAGU